AUGCCUGGGAGAGGAGCUUGUUCUGGGGCAGGCGUGGGGAGGUUACCUGGGUACUGGGUGUGUGUGCUGGUUCUCUGUGCCCUGGUGACAUGCUAUGCCAGCACAUGCCCUGCCCUGUGUACCUGCAGUGGCACCACAGUUGACUGCCAUGGGCUGGGCAUCAAAACCAUGCCCCGGAAUAUACCCCGCAACACAGAGAGAAUGGAACUGAAUGGGAAUAACCUCACACGCAUCACCAAGACUGACUUCUCCGGACUCAAGUACCUCCGCGUGCUGCAGCUGAUGGAGAAUCAGAUUGGAGCGAUAGAGCGUGGAGCGUUUGAUGACAUGAAGGAGCUGGAGAGACUGCGCCUGAACAGAAACCAACUGCAGCACCUUCCAGAACUACUGUUUCAGAAGAACCCUGCACUGUCACGUCUAGAUCUGAGUGAGAACAACAUCCAGUCCAUCCCCAGAAAGGCUUUCAGAGGAGCUACAGACAUCAAGAACCUUCAGUUGGAUAAGAACCACAUCAGCUGCAUCGAGGACGGAGCUUUCAGAGCACUGAGGAGCCUGGAAGUACUGACUCUGAACAACAACAACAUCAGCAGCAUCCCAGUCUCCAGCUUCAACCACAUGCCCAAACUACGCACCUUCCGUCUCCACUCCAACAACCUGCACUGUGACUGUCACCUGUCCUGGUUGGCCGAGUGGUUAAGACAAAGGCCUACAAUUGGUCUGUUCACCCAGUGCACAGCUCCAUCCCCGCUUAGAGGACUCAACGUGGCUGAGAUACAGAAACAUGAGUUUACCUGCUCAGGUCACUCAGAGAGCUCCGGCUUGCAGCCUUGCACCCUAGGGGGAGGUACGUGCCCUGCCAUGUGUACCUGCAGUAACAACAUUGUGGACUGCAGAGGGAAAGGCCUCACAGCUAUACCAGCCAGCCUUCCAGACACCAUGGCAGAGAUUCGUCUGGAGCAGAAUGGGAUCAAGUCAGUUCCUCCCGGUGCCUUCUCUCCCUACAAGAAGCUGCGCAGGAUAGACCUGAGUAAUAACCAGAUAUCAGAACUGGCCCCAGAUGCUUUCCAAGGCCUGAGAUCUCUCAACUCUCUAGUCCUGUAUGGGAAUAAGAUUACGGAGCUUCCCAAAGGAGUGUUUGAUGGACUAUAUGCCCUGCAACUACUGUUGUUGAAUGCCAAUAAGAUCCACUGUGUUCGGGCCAAUGCCUUCACAGACCUGCAGAACCUCUCUCUACUGUCUCUGUAUGACAACAAGAUACAGACUGUGGCCAAGGGCACCUUCGCUUCUCUCAGAGCUAUACAGACACUUCACCUGGCCCAGAACCCGUUUAUCUGUGACUGUAAUAUGAAGUGGCUGGCGGACUACCUGCGCUCCAACCCCAUAGAGACCAGCGGUGCCCGUUGUACCAGCCCCAGACGACUGGCCAACAAACGCAUCGGGCAGAUCAAGAGCAAGAAGUUCUGCUGCUCUGCCAAGGAACAAUACUUCAUCCCUGGCACCGAGGACACCCGUCUGAAUAAUGAGUGUAACAGUGAUCCAGUCUGUCCUCCUAAAUGUCGCUGUGAGUCCAAUGUGGUGGACUGCUCCAACCUCCGAAUCAACAAGAUACCAGAACACAUCCCUGCCUCUACCACUGAACUUCGUCUGAACAACAAUGAGAUCACUACACUGGAGGCUACAGGAGUCUUCAAGGCCCUCUCCCAGCUCAACAACAUUAACCUUAGCAACAAUAAGAUCACGGAGAUCGAGGAUGGAGCGUUCGAGGGGGCGGGGUCUGUCAACGAGCUCCAUCUUUCAGCCAAUCAGCUGGAUUCUGUCCGCAGCGGAAUGUUCAAAGGACUGGAGGGACUACGGAUGCUAAUGUUGAGGAACAACAAGAUCAGAUGUAUCCAUAACAAUAGCUUCACCGGCCUGCACAACGUUCGCCUGUUGUCUCUCUAUGACAACCAGCUAACUACCAUCACCCCUGGAGCCUUCGAUACCCUGCAGACACUGUCUACACUUAACCUCCUGGCUAACUCCUUCAACUGUGACUGUCGUCUGGCCUGGCUUGGUGAUUGGCUGAGAAGCAGAAAGAUCGUCACGGGCAAUCCCCGAUGCCAGCGCCCCGCCUUCCUCAAAGAGAUUCCACUACAGGACGUGGCACUGCCUGACUUCCGCUGUGAAGAGGGAGUGGAGGAGAUGAGCUGUGUGCCCAGGCCUCAGUGUCCCAGUGAGUGUACAUGUCUGGAGACUGUGGUACGCUGCAGUAACAAACACCUCCGUGCGCUGCCCAAAGGCAUCCCCAGAAACGUCACUGAAUUGUAUCUAGAUGGGAACCAGUUCGGCAUGGUGCCAAAUGAGCUUUCUACCUUUAAAUACCUCCAGUUAGUAGACCUUAGUAACAACAAGAUCAACUCUCUCACCAUCUCUUCAUUCUCCAACAUGAGUCAGCUCACCACACUGUAA
Messenger RNA from Salvelinus namaycush (lake trout), 2448 nucleotides. Its product is annotated as slit homolog 1 protein-like. Lineage: Eukaryota; Metazoa; Chordata; Actinopteri; Salmoniformes; Salmonidae. The coding region runs from base 1 to 2448 and encodes 815 amino acids. Gene Ontology annotation, molecular function: protein binding. The record is from RefSeq and is a predicted model, not a curated record. Gene Ontology annotation, cellular component: plasma membrane. The transcript is spliced from 23 exons.